This is a messenger RNA of Stylonychia lemnae, 2304 nucleotides long. Lineage: Eukaryota; Ciliophora; Spirotrichea; Sporadotrichida; Oxytrichidae. The record is from the annotation of a GenBank genome assembly.
AUGAACGACGCCAUGUUUCUUGGUGAGUCUAUGUUAAACAAAGAGUUAGACGAGCUGAGAGCAAAGGUAAGUGCACUCAACAAAAGGCUGAGUACCUGGGACAAAGUCAUCAACGAUCUGAAAGAGGUAGAAGAAUACUGUCCUGAAAUGUACAAACCUGAGAAGGUCCUUCACUCGGAGAAAUUGAGGUAAGAGACAUUCGCCCAUAAAGAAGCCGUGAUGCUGCGAAUUGAGCUCAUUGAAGAAGAACUCCGCGAACUCGAACAAAACUCCAGUGACGAAUGGUACGAUGAUGAAUCAGCCGAAGCCUACACAGAAUCUGAUAUGGAUGAUAAUGGAGUAGAGCUUAAUGAGGAUUCUAAAGAAACUAGCAGUCUUUCUGACGAAAGAAAAGAUUUUCUGACGAACAGUCAAAUUGAAAGCCAGACUCUCCUAAAAUUAGUUGAGGUAAGCACAACAAUUAUAUAGGAUGAGAGUUUCAUCGGGACUAUGACACCUAAACAAACAAGGGUAAGUCAUGCUACCAUACUGGCAUAAAUCUAGCUAGAAGCUCACCUGGAGCAAGAAUCCCCUAAAUUACCAGACUCCUCACAUGAAUAGCCAUGUAUAAGUUUCUAACAAGUACUAGCUUUCACCUUAGAGUAGGUCCAGUCAUACUAAUACUCAAUACUGGAUGUGAGACCACGAUACUUGUGGGAAAUGAAGAAAAGGAAAGAGUCUGACCAAAAGCAGUAGUAAGACCUUGAAGAAUAAGGCACUUUGAGUCUAUCUAUGGUAAAGAUCAGAGACUCAAUCUACUCAAAAGAUCCUAGGUUAUUGUAGACUAUUGAUCAGAUGUGCUACUACACUUAGCUUUUCAGCAGAUAAGUCCUACUAUUAGGCACUAAUAGACAGCCUUACUGUCUCGUAUUUGAAGAGAGUCGAUCUAAACAGAUCAUUGUACAGGUAAGUUAAACUCUCAAUAAACCUUAAGACCUUCGUGAAGGAAGGCAUGUAUUCGAAUGGUGGCAAGAACAAUAUAAGGCCACAGCACUAUCUGAGGGUGAGUCUAUAGAUUCCCCUAUUUCCCUACUAUUACCAUAAGACCUUAGAGCAGGCAGGUAUAUAUUUGAAUGGUGGUAAGACCUAUAGAGAGGCACACAAGAUCUAAAAAUGGCUCAGUCAAUCGAAAGUGACCUAGCCAUAAGAAAAAUCAGUACGUCCCUGGGUAAUCUGGACUACUGUACUAUAGAGGAGGCAUAAUUCCCUCUAGUAAGGAGAUAAUUCCCUAAGAAAGACUUUAGCUCUUAGGAAGAGGAUGACUUGAGCCCUAUUAACCUAGAAGUUGGAAAGGAGGAUGACUUGAGCCCUCAAAAAUCACCAUAUUGCUUUGAACUGACAAAAAUAUUAUAAUAUUUCCCUCAAGCCUAGAGGAAGGAGGCCGGUAAUUCCCCUCAUGGUAUAAUUCCCUGUUGUGGUAAUCAUGGUUAUUCUACUAUCUAUAGUAUGAUUACACAAUGUAGGGGGAUAGAGAUUCCCGAUUCUUAAACGGAAGAAACUUUCAAAAAUUUCACUGCGAAUUUGACCGUUAGAAUCAGUUAGUAUUAUGAAGAAUUCUUAAGAAUCUCAAAAGUCAGUCAAACCUAUUAAACAGCUUAGCAUUUUCUACUAUACUUAGUUUUAGCUGCUGUAAUUUAAUGUAGGCUUCCAGUGCACUCACAGAACCAUUAUCAGCUAUCGUCUUCUGUGAUCUCGACUAUAGAGUCAGGUGAUUAUUCCAAAUUCCCUACUGAAUUAAGAUAAUAUAAUAAGUAGGAAGAUACAUUGGGUAUAUGUAUAAACACUGUAGAGGUAUCUGCGACCUCCUUGAUAUUGAUGAUUGCAUCUCUGCAUUUAUAGGAGAUAUCAGUUAGUCUACUCAGAAGAGUCAUUCCGAGACUAGAGAGACUAAAGAUCAGGGUAAUACUAUCUGAUUACAGUGUAACCGAGCAACAAUUGGUCAUUAUUAAGUAGAUAUUUGGUUAUAAUUAUCUGAAAAUGACUGCUCAGUAAAAUUCCUCUAGGGACCAGGAUUGGUACUUUAGAGUGUGCUUACCAGGUGCAAACCUAGUCUUUUUUGCACCACAAGAGCUUUGGACAACCGAAAUAAGUUUAUCUUCACAUGACUUUUUUGCUUGUGCUGAAGUAAUAGGUCCAAGCUUCAAGAGCUUUUUCGAAAUGUUAGACUUUUCAGUCAUAUUACAAACUCUGAACUAAACGCGAACUAAUUUAUACUCAGAGUAAGCUCUUUUAAGAUGUCUAGGUUGGUAAAACGAAUAUCGCUGA